GCUACCGCCGCCGUUGCUAGGGCCGGGCCGCGGGGCUGCCGUUCCGCCGGGCCUCGAGCAGCGGCUCCGGCGGGAGCGGGGCGGGGCGGCUGCGGGCCCGCCUGGCAGUGCCGGGGCCCGGGCCUCGCUCGGCUGUGAGUGGAGACAUCGAGAGGAUUGCCCUGCGCGGCGGCGAACCCGGCGAGGGAGCGCGGGCCGCGUUCCUGUCAGCGGUUUCCAAAGCUGUCUCUGCCGAUCCAUCCCUUCCUGAAGGCGGCUCGCCUCGAACCUGGCGCUGUCCCUAAAACUGGGGGGAUGCUUUCUGAGUUUUGGAUGUCAGGGGGAAAUUCUUCACAGAGAGAGCGGUGAGGUGCUGGAACAACUGCCGGGAGAGGCUGUGGAUGCCCCGUCCGUCCCUGGAGGUGUUCGAGGCCAGGUUGGAUGGGGCCCUGAGCUGCUAUGAAACGUGAAGACAAUGCAGCUGUCCGCACACGCACCUUCCCUUUGUUCUCAACCAAAGACUGAACUGUCUCCAGGCUCCACGUCUUUCUGGCUUGGUUAAAGAUUUGUUAGACACGGAGUAAGCGAAGGAAAAAAAGCUAUGCUGUGAGGAAGUGCGUGUGGAGCAGCCCAGAGCUGUAACCCAGGAGGAGAAUGAGUUCUCUCAAUGGAUUUUCGCAGCACUCAGGGACGUGCGUUACACAGAAGGCGGAAGGUGGAGCAGUACAGGACCUGCAAGCUAAAAAAGCGGGCAAAGCAGCAAAGAAGGAGCCCAGCGGCAACGGCGCCCUGACCUUUGAGUCUCCUCCAGGUGUGGAUGCCUUCCUGAAUGAAACCUUAAAGCUUCUACCGGACGAACUCAAAGCUAACGUGAAAAUUAAAUCAAUUACCCCAAGGCCUCCGAGGAAACCCCGGCUGGAGCGUGCUGCAUCUUUGGAUGAGAAGAACUGGAAGAGGUGGAGGAGGUUUAGAACUAGUCAGGAAAGUCUGACCGAUCCCAACGAGACGAGUUCCUCCAAUGGUUCUCUGCAGGAAGCAGCCCUCACCUCUCCUGUCAGGGGUAGAGGAACCCCCUGUUGUGAGCCGAACUCCUUGCACAGUUCACCAGAUGCCUCAGAAGAAAGUCCCGUGGGGAAAAGCAAAGGAAGCACUUCUGACCUGGGGAAACGAGCCUCUGAGAUCUCCAGUGCCUUCGGCGGGCUUCUGCGUGGGAAAGCCUUUGUGGGCAGCAAACCCCGGCUGUCCCAAAUAACUCCAGCUCGACCUCUGCCGCCCAUGGAGCUCAACGUGGCCUCUCAUACGCUGAGGACAGCUAAUAAGAUUGACCCAGAUUUAAUGGAUUAUCGACAUUAUUCUCAGAACAAGUUUGGGAGGGUAAGCAACAGCUUGAGUGACACCGGGCUGCAUGGCAACGGGGUGCUCUACGAUAAUUGCUCCACAGACUCCAUGAAAUCUACGUUCAGCCUGCUCACUCCCAUUCGUUCCAAGGAUGUCCGAAGCAGAAGCUAUUUGGAAGGCAGCCUUCUGGCAAGUGGUGCCUUACUGGGAGCAGAAGAACUCAGCAGAUAUUUCCCUGAUCGGAAUAUUGGAAUUUUUGUGGCCACCUGGAACAUGCAAGGCCAGAAGGAACUUCCAGAGAAUCUGGAUGACUUCUUGUUGCCAACAGAUCCUGACUAUGCCCAGGACAUGUAUGUCAUUGGGGUUCAAGAAGGCUGUCCAGACAGAAGAGAGUGGGAGAUCCGCCUCCAAGAGACUCUGGGCCCCCACUACGUCAUGCUGUACUCUGCUGCACACGGAGUGCUCUACAUGUCGGUCUUCAUUCGAAGGGACCUGAUCUGGUUCUGCUCAGAAGUGGAAUAUGCCACAGUGACAACCCGAAUCGUAUCUCAGAUCAAAACCAAAGGAGCUCUGGGAAUCUGCUUCACCUUUUUUGGGACCUCCUUUCUCUUCAUUACCUCCCAUUUCACAUCUGGAGACAGUAAGGUGAAUGAGAGGAAGCUGGACUACAGCAAAACCAUUCAAGCACUUACCCUUCCUAAGGUCGUUCCAGACACAAACCCGUAUCGAUCCAGUUCUGGUGAUGUUACAACUCGGUUUGAUGAAGUAUUCUGGUUUGGUGACUUCAACUUCCGACUAAAUAAGGACCGUGAAACUGUGGAUUCCAUCUUGAGCCAGCAUCCAGAAACAGGCGUCUCCAAACUGCUGGCCUAUGACCAGCUUACCAGUGAAAUGGGUAGAGGGUCUAUUUUCAAGGGAUUCCAGGAGGCUGACAUUCACUUCCGUCCUUCCUACAAGUUUGACAUAGGCAAGGACAGCUAUGACACCACUUCCAAGCAGAGGACUCCUUCCUACACGGAUCGAGUAGUGUUCCGCAGUCGGUACAGAGAUGACAUCCAAGCUGUUAAAUACUCAUCUUGUCCUGUGAUCAAAACCUCAGACCACCGUCCUGUGUUUGCUUUGUUCCGUGUGAAAGUGAGGCCUGGCAGGGACAAUAUUCCACUUGCUGCGGGGCAGUUUGACAGAGAGCUCUACUUAAUUGGAAUAAAGAGGCGGAUUACAAGGGAACUUCAGAAUCGACGACAGCAAAAGGACCAAAAAUCCAGCAGCAUAUGUAGCAUUUCCUGAGCUAAGAACUCUGCAACGCUUGUGUUAGAGGUGCCUGGAAAGAGGAUUUCAAGCCACGGCAACAUCUGCAGGGAAUUGUCUGCUUUAGCACCUCUGGCAGUUGCUGGGGCCUGUGAAGAAUGUCUUAAACCUCACCCUGGAUUCAUUUGCAUGAGGUAAUCCAUACAGCUCAAAUGCUUUUGCUGAAGCAAAAAGAGUUGGUUAUUUAGGGCAUCCAUUCCAACAGACGCAAUAUUGUUGACCGUACUGUCUUUGGGAAGACCAGAUGCAGGCUGUCUCUUCUAAGGUGACUCCAUACAGGGUCCACAUCUCUUGGAACUGGCAUGGCUGGGGGCAAGGGACCUAAGAAAAACCUGCAGGAGGGUGAAAAUGUUGGUUUGUCUGUUUGAUUUGGUCAGGUUCCCCCUCGUAUGUUGUGGGUUUGGGUUUUUAUUCCUUACCUGUAGCCAAAUGUGCAGUAUUCUGUAAAAUGCUGAAUGGGGACCACUUAGGGAACAGGUCAGUUUUGUCUAUGGAUGGUUACUCCUGAGUUGGGCUUUUUUGGACCUCUGCAGCAGGAUCUGUAUGAGUGUACAGUCGUACAUUGGAGGUGUACAAACAUUGCCUUUCAAUAAUUAUUCUGUAGGCCUUUUUUGUUAGCAGGGAGGUGUGUAAAUCUCUCCCACCAUGCAUUUGUCUGUUGGGAUUGCUGGAAGCACCCCCUACUUCAGAUCACUCCCCCCUUUCUGCAGCAGGACGCUCAAGUUGGAAACAAUCGUCUAAAUGCAGCUACUGGGUGAUGUUCCACCAAAGUGAUUGAGAUGUUGAAUGAGGACUGAGGAAGGAAGCAGGGAAACUGCAGCAAGUCAGAUCAGUGCCAUUCUGUUACCUCUGAUGACAGUUAAAUUCCCUUUGUUUUCAUUUUCCCAAUUCAGUGAACUGUGAAUAACUUGCUGUUUUUGAUGUGUUGUUCCCCUAGAGAUAAACACACACAUGAACUGGUGUGGCACUGGUGAAAGGUUAAGUACAGCUAAUAUUUAUAGGCACAGAGUGGCUGGGCUAUUCAUCACCUCAGUACAUAACACCAUGCAAACAAUUUGGAAGUGCUGCUAACUAUGCAACCUGUCCAAGACAGGGCUUCUGUUCUGCGGUACAAACAUCAUGGCACUGAGCUGGCUGUAGCCACCAGCUAUUCGGAUUUCCUUUCUUUUUAAAGGAAUAAAAAUAAAUUCAUAUGGUACCAUAAAUGAGAGCCAGUCUUAUUGCAGGGCUGUCAGAACUCCAGCCGUUUGUGAUGCCUGCUAACCCUCUGGGUGACCUCAGCCAUUCUUCUUCAGCUAAAAAGUGAGACAGGCUCCUUUGCUAUUACUUGCACUGAACAAAUGAAGGGCAUUUCAGCUGCCAGCUCAGGAAAGGUAGUGCUUAACUGCUCCAUCUCAGAACUCUUGCUACUUGCUUCAGUCAUUUAGAGAUAUCUUUAUUGCCUUUAAAAACACGCACAGCAAUCGAAUGACUUCCAUUCUGUGAGUUCUGUAAGAAGCAAUGUAACGUGUUUUGUUCCAGUUAUGUAAGGUAUGGUGAUAAAGCAGAUCGUAGCUGCCUCGUGGCAUGCUGCUCCCCA
Molecule: messenger RNA, 4204 nt
Organism: Lagopus muta (rock ptarmigan)
Lineage: Eukaryota; Metazoa; Chordata; Aves; Galliformes; Phasianidae
Gene: INPP5E
Product: inositol polyphosphate-5-phosphatase E
Exons: 12
Coding region: 634-2604 (656 amino acids)
Biological process (GO): phosphatidylinositol dephosphorylation
Molecular function (GO): inositol-polyphosphate 5-phosphatase activity
Source: RefSeq, a predicted model, not a curated record